AGUCCUGCGGCUCACAUUCACCUCCCUCUCAACGCCGGUCGCCGCCUAGAUGUGUCACCUGACUUGCCACCGUCCUCCACUCUCAUCUCAGAUUUGACCCCAAAGUCAAGCGGCAAGCAGCAGCAGCAGGUUCCGUGUCGCCAUGAGCUGGAUGGGGAAGCGGGGGUUGGGUGGGGAGAGCCCGCACUGGCGGAGAAGACGAACGAGGGCUGGCGGCCCCGGAGCUACCUCCACUACCUCGCCGCCGCGUCCAGUCCGACCCUGCCUCCUGCAAGCACGGCGACUUCUUCGACACCAUCUGGGCGGGCCACGAGCUAACCACGCCCAAUCUCUUCAGCAAUGUAGAUGUCGACCGUAGUUGGAUGUACAAAGAGAGACGAGGGAAGUUGAUCAGUGAUGCUUGGCAACAUGGAGUAGAUAAUUUCCUAGAUCAUGCAUUCUCAUUGCCCGAUGCUGCUGUAGAUGGGAAAUCCCAUUGUCCUUGCAGCAAGUGCUUUUGCGGUCAUAAGUGGACAAGGGAUGUCAUGACCACACACUUGUGCAGCAAUGGGUUCAUGUUAGGAUAUGAGAGAUGGACUAGCCACGGGGAGUCUGAUGCACCUGAAAAUGUAGAGCAUGAUAACGCGGGGGAUGGAGAUAGAAUGAAUGACAUGCUAGUUGAUGCAAUUGUUGCUGAAGGAGUUUCUAAAGGUGAUGAGCCAACAAAAUCUGCCAAAAAAUUCUAUGAAAUGUUGAUGGAAGCCGACAAACGUUUGCAUGAGAAGACCACACAAUCACGUCUAUCCAUUGUAGGAAGGCUAAUGACUAUCAAAACACAACAUAAUCUGUCAGAAGCUUGUUACAAUGAGAUGAUGACUCUUAUACAUGACAUUGUUGGGGACGAUGCUGCAAAAGAUCUUCCAGCAAACUUCCAUAGGUCCAAGAAUAUUUCCAGGAAGGUGGUCAGCUGGGUAGUCAAAUUUGUUGAUGAAUCUACUGAGCCAAGAAAGGAGUCAGAUGAUGUGGAGCUUGAUCCCUCUGAAAUUUAUGUAAUAGAAAAUCAAGGCAAUAAUUAUGAGGGAGAAGAAUCUUCAGAAGAUGAAUUGGACGAGAGUACUGAUGAGGAAGAAGAAGAUUUACCUGAAGAGGAAGGACAAGAAGAGACAUAUGAGACCGAAGAUGAGGAUGAUGCAAUAGAGCAUGACUCUGAAUAUGACGAUGAUGAUUACUGAACAUUUAUAGCUUUUGCACUUCAUUUUCUGUCUUGGUACCAAUAAAUAUAUAGUGGCACAACUAGUGAAUAAUAUAGUAUGUUUACUAUUGGUAGUAAUACAUAUUACAUAGAGAUUUAGUGACACAACUAUUGAACAAUAUAUUAUGGUUGAUAGUAUUUCUAGUUUAGUUGUUACAGAAUGUUUUCUGUUGUUUUCUUCUUCUACUGUCAUGCCUUUGGUAAUCAUCUACCAAUUAUUUUUUUAUGUAGCUAAUAAGAAUGUAUUUGUCACUAUGUAAAUAGGAUGACCCGCUUGCAUCAUAGGCGUGUCUCAAUGGCUAGGUCGAACAGGUCUUCUUCUAGUGCCUCCGUAGAAAACAAUGGAUCAACUCAGUCAACUGCACAGGCUAAAAAGCCUAGAACACCAAGAACUAGGACUCCAGCCGGUCUCAGACUAGAGGAAAUUGACCGACCGCUUAUAGUUCCCGUUGGCAUGGCAUGGGAAAGGCACCCAUACAACGCUCGUGAUCCAUCAACGGUGCUAGGUGCCUUAGUGCGCCAGAUGUAUCCACCGCCAAUUGGUCCAAAAAAUGAUCAGAAACCGGUAUUGUGUUGGGAGGACUACAAGUGGUCCCCUGGUCCAGAAGUAAGAACAGCAGCUUCCAAAAUAGUGGAAGAAUUUUGGUGGCGUUUCAAGUGCGACCCAUCGGAGCAAGAGAAGGCAGAUGGUGUUUUGGAGGAGAACUUAACUAGGAAAGUGAAGCAGAUGCUACAUGAGGAAAAGGUGGCAGCCAUCAAAAUAUUAAAGAAGAAGGGACAAUUGCCUACAGAACUAACAUAAGAGGAUGAGGAUGGUAACCGAUGGCCAACUAAGGAAGCUUUAAUUUCUGCAAAGAGAGUUGACUUUGGUACAGACGUUGGUUGGCGUCUACUAUGUGAGCACUGGAGUAGUAUUGAAUUUAGAGGGUUAUCUUUAACCAACAAGAGGAACAGACUUGCUAAUGGGAACACGGUCUUCCAUUACAGUGGUGCUAGAAAUGUUUGUCGCCACGCAUCAAUUUCUGAAACUCAAAACUGGGAAAGACCCUAGAAUUUCUGGUGCUUGGCUUCACACGCACAAAUUGCAUCGAGGGACUGAUGAAGAGCAGAUAUGCAGUCAAAGAACUGCUGAUCAUUGGGAGGAUUUUGAUAAGGCAAUGAAAAAUGCCCAUGGAGAAAAUUGGGAAGAGGAGCACCCGGAUUUAGAUGGACAGAUCAUGUAUGAAGCAGCAGGCAGAAUGCCACAUGGCAGGCUGGGAAUUGCUAAUGAGUUGUUUAGCAAACCAGAGAAGGCGAAGUUUAAGUCUAAAAGGGCGAUGGCCUCACAGCCGGUGCAGUCUGCUAAGGAGGAGCGUCUAGAAAGAGAAAACAAACAUUUGAAGCAGGAGAUCAAGCGUCUUCGAGGCAUUGAGCUUGUUGUUCAGUCUUUGGCUGAGAAAGGGGGAGUCGACUUUGAUGGCAUAAUGCAAUCAGCAGCAGAUGACUUGGCGGAUUUCAAAGGGGACGAGGUGAUGUGCCUCAACACCAAACCGAAAAGGGAAUGGGAAGCAGGACUGGAGGCAGUACGAGUCAUGGAAAUGAUGAUGAAGAUGACUACUAUGGCAAUGGGGGAUAUGAUAACUAUGGCGAGGGUGAUCUGUAUGGUGAUGAGCACUAUGAUCACUAUGGCCAUGGGGAAUAUGAUGACUACGGAGAUGAGGAUGACUAUGGCUAUGGCGGUGGCGAUGAUGAUGAUUGGCUAUAAAAGUCUAAUGAUAUUCAAGUCAUGCCAAAAUGUAGUUAUGUUAGAUAUUUGAAACACUUUAUUAUCUUAUGGACAAAUUUGUCUUAGUUGACAAAUUAUCUUAUGCACAAUGUGGCCUAUCUCAGCUACUAUUUUGUUCUGCAUUCGACAUUUGAUAAUUAUGGUUAAUGCAAUUUGGAUGCAACUCAAUACCUUGUGCUUGUGUAUGAGAUGCAUUUGUUGGAAUGCCAAUAUUCUGAAUUAUUGCUAUGGAAUGAAACACCCAUUGGUGAAA
Triticum aestivum (bread wheat) is the source of this 3249-nucleotide messenger RNA. RefSeq lists its product as uncharacterized. NCBI's taxonomy places the organism in Eukaryota, Viridiplantae, Streptophyta, Magnoliopsida, Poales, Poaceae. Gene Ontology annotation, biological process: transposition. The record is from RefSeq and is a predicted model, not a curated record. The transcript has 9 exons. The coding region runs from base 2194 to 3027 and encodes 277 amino acids.